CGAUUACAAUUCUUCUGGAAAGUAGAUUUUUUCAACAGAAUUCAGUUAUAAGAUUUUUAAAGCCUCUUAGUUUUAUACGUUUAUUUCGAAAUCUCAAUAUGAGUGAAAAAUCCUACAUCGUACAAUUGAAAGAAACCACCGAUGUUAACAAGGUAAAAGCUGAUUUGGAAGCAUCGGGUGCUAAAGUUGGUCAUGUCUAUGAUACGGUAUUUAAAGGAUUUAGUGUUACUCUUCCUGAGAAUGCUGUAAGUUCUCUAGAUGCUCAUCCUGAAGUUCAACAUUAUGAAGCCGAUAAGGAAAUGCAUACCAUGAAGAAGGAUUAAGAACUUGAACCGUCUCUUUCUUUUUAGAAGAGUUUCAGACUUCUUCAGUCAUAGUAUUAUGUGAUUUAAGAUAUCUUUCUCAUGAAAUAUAAUGACACAUUAGGAUGGCUGUAUACUCAAUACAUCCUUCUUUUGCUAAUGAGAUUCUGAUGAAUUUAAUUUUAGAGGUGAGAAGAUUCGUAA
Messenger RNA from Schizosaccharomyces cryophilus OY26, 506 nucleotides. Its product is annotated as subtilisin cleaved region like protein. Gene Ontology annotation, molecular function: endopeptidase inhibitor activity. Bases 99 to 323 code for a protein of 74 amino acids. The record is from RefSeq and is a predicted model, not a curated record. The transcript is spliced from 3 exons. Gene Ontology annotation, biological process: vacuole fusion, non-autophagic. Lineage: Eukaryota; Fungi; Ascomycota; Schizosaccharomycetes; Schizosaccharomycetales; Schizosaccharomycetaceae.